Bactrocera oleae (olive fruit fly) is the source of this 6506-nucleotide messenger RNA. It is a transcript of the gene ham, whose product is annotated as hamlet. Lineage: Eukaryota; Metazoa; Arthropoda; Insecta; Diptera; Tephritidae. The record is from RefSeq and is a predicted model, not a curated record.
UUCGCCAACGUUCACUCGCCGCAGGCACGACGAUUUCCCAAUUCGAACGGUUGUUGUGGCGUUCCGUGUGCUUUGUUGCUGUCGUCGUCGGUAGCAGCCAGCGCGUGUGUGUGCGCUGUCGUUGUUGUCAGCGCCAUCAUUUUCGUGGUUAUUGUGGAUGCAACAUUUUGUUGUUGUUGUUGUCGCGUAUUUAUUUUUGCUUUGAUAAUUUUAAAUAUGUUGCGAUAGUUGUAGCUUCAGCUGUGCUCUGUCUUUUGUGUGUAUUCGCGCGUGUAUGUGUGUGGAUGGCUGUGGGUUUGCGUUCAUCCCCUGCUGUUUGCGGAUACGAGAUGCAGAUAGUCAUCGCAACGAGACACGCUGAUGCUACCACCAACCAUUGACGAGCAACAACGCCGCUUUGCACACACACACAUACACAGAGACUCAAAUAUUCUAUAAAUAAACAACAACAAAAAGACGCACAGCACACAUAUGCCACCCUUCUUCAUUCCCUGCAGGCAGCUCGAUCACUCACACAGAGACACGUACACUGUAAAUAUUUAGUCAUCAGCCACAACAUCCUCAUCGAACAUCCCGGUCCAUCCCCGUUAAGUCACUGCACCGCUAACUGUAACUGUGCUAGUGACGCGCACUGAAGCAACGCCGAGUGAACGCACAUCCCAACUCGAACAUCCGUUUGUAGCAUCCCAAACCAUUUCAAAUAUUAAAACGACGUUCAUUCGCCUUGGGUGUUGAUGUAUCUGCGUGGACGUGUUCGCAUCCGUUUGCAGCAUUUCGUUUUGCUUUGGUUUGAUUUAGUCUUGCGGAGACAACCGGCAGACAGACAACUCACGCAGACCACUCAGUGCUCGCUGGCUCUGCGAUUUUCACUGCAUAUUAUUCGCAUUCGUCUUUGGCAAGCGGUACGCACGAUUGACUAACUAACUUCGGCGUUCGCCGUUAGUGCUCGAGCGUUUUUGACAUUUUUGUGACUCUUCAAGAAGUCGUACUUGACGCGUACGCACUCGGUACUAGUGUAACUGUGAAAAGUUGAAACUUUAAAAUAGUGAAAAAUCAUUGUUUUCAAGGACUUAAUUAUGAUUUAAUUAUUUUGUGGAAUAUAGCAAAUAUUCAGAUUAAUUUCGUGUAAUUUUGCUCAAAAGCAGCUUGUAAUUUUAAAAUUAUCAAUUACUGACUGGAUAAUUACAAGUGUGUCUGUGACGCUGCAAUCACAGCUGUUGUGCGAAAUGGGCGCGUGAAAGUCUUUGAUUUGCAAAAAUUUUAUUUAAAAAAAAGCAAAUACCUACUAAACAAAAUUUAAAUUUUACAAAAUAUGUGAAAAAAAAAAAUACUUAGAAUUACCGGAAAGUGGUGUGUUAGAACAGUGAAAUUUAUAAAUUGACUAGAAAAAGUGGAAGUAGCGGAUGUUUUAAAAAGAUAACCGUAGAAACGGCAAAGUACUGUUAACAUGAAAUUAAAGUAUUCAAAUUACAAUUAUCAAUACUUAGGCAAUUACAAAUUAAGUGCAAAAACAGAAACAAGAGUUAAUAGUUUGUUUUGUAUGCAACUAUGAUUUAAAGUUUUUAAUUUAUGCAAAUUUAGUAAAUAUUUAUUUAAAAAAUGAUUAAAAAGUUUAAAUUUAAUAAUUCAUAAUUUUCAAAACACUUAAGAAACUAACGCUUAAAAAUCAAAUCGCAAAUCGUACUAGUACCUUUAAUGCAUAAUUAAAUUAAUUAUAAUUAAGUUAAAUUAAUUAUAAUUUAUUUAAAUUAUUUAUAAUUCGCCUACAAGUAGUCAAUGCUCAACUCAAGUUGCAUUUACCGUCGGCAUGUGUUGCGUACUUACAUGGAUGAGUAAACUAAAUAAAAAGUAAUCAAUACUUAAUUAAACUAUAAAAGAUAUAUCAACCAAAUAUUUUGGUUUGCAACGCUCGGCUUUAAUAUGAUUUUCGAUCGCUAUGCAUUAUCAGGCAAUAGUGGCGACGAGUACGAAGCGGCGGCAGUGCGACACCUCAAUUUUGUGCCAUUCUCCAAUCACCACAGCAAUCACUUCAAUCAUCAACUCCCCCUGCAACAUCAUCUCCACCAACAAACACACCUGCCAACGACGCCACUGACAGCGAGCGCCGCACAACCGUCGUUGAAUUACGAACGCGGCGAGCACAAGCGCGAGAGCGGUGACCUAAUCGCCGCUAAUGUCAACGCCAGCGCCAACGUCAAUGCCAACACAAUUCUACAAAACGGCCAUAAUAGUGCGACAUACGAUUUGAAAACAUCGCCACUUUAUGCGGCGCCCAUUGGGGGGGCAUAUCACAAUCAUCAGCAACAGCAACAACAUAAUCACAAUAACAACAAACAAAGCAUUAACUUGCAGCCACCACAACAAAACCAACAACACUUGCCGACACAAGCCAUUGCAGCAGCGGCAGCCGCAACGUCCGCAACAUCGCCCGCCUCUGCGUCCAGUUCAGCGCAUCCAAUGUACAAUCCAUUCUUUGGCAGUAAAGCGCACGCGGAAGACUUCUUCACGCAGCUGGCGCGUUUGCGUGGACGCGACGAUUCCAUAAGUGGUUUGGAUAUACGUGAGAGCGGCGUAUAUGCGAAGGUGCGGCUCAGCCGUGGAACGCGUUAUGGCCCAUUUGCGGUGAAGUUGUGCAGUGAGCCGACGGCGCCCAGCCUGGCUUGGGAGGUCAUUGCAGGUCCACAUUUCCGCGGCUGGUUGGAACCGUCACAUGAUGUUUCGACGUGGCUGCGCAAAAUACGCGCUGUCGACAAUGACGGAGAGGCUAAUCUGAAGAACUUCCUGGUGGCAGGAUAUCUUUGGUAUGAAACAAAUCGUGAUAUUAAUGCCGGCGAAGAAAUCACCAUCGAUGGACGGCCGCGCACACCCAUACACCUAAACGAUGGCUUCGCCAAUGGCACGGAUGCGGGUCCGUUAGGCGCGACGAGUGCGUCGCUGCAAGGCGAUGAUAAAAGCGAACGUGAUAAUGGAUCUCUCUAUAGUGGCGGCAACACCACAGGCGACGACGAGUACAACCGUGACCGUUCGUUUAGCGAGAAAGCGGAUUGCCUUGAUUUGACCGACGACGAAAACGGUUUCGACAUACGUUGUGAAGUUUGUGAUAAAACAUUUUCGGACCUAGACGAUUUGGACCAUCAUUUGGUUGCUAAGCACUCGUUUCGUAAAGACGAGUUUCCCUGCGAAUUGUGCAACAAGCCAUUUUGUCAUCGACCUUUAUUACUGAAGCAUCGCGCCUUAGCGCAUAACGAAGUUCGAAAGUAUCCCUGUGAGAAUUGCCCAAAGGUAUUUUGUGAUCCAUCGAAUUUACAGCGGCAUAUUCGUGCCAACCACAUCGGUGCCAGAAGUCACGCGUGUCCGGAGUGCGGAAAAACAUUUGGUACAUCGUCCGGCCUCAAACAGCACACGCACAUCCACUCGUCGGUGAAGCCGUUCCAGUGUGAGGUGUGUUACAAGGCGUAUACGCAAUUCUCGAAUUUAUGCCGUCACAAGCGCAUGCACGCCGAUUGUCGCAUGCAAAUCAGAUGUCCUAAGUGCGGCCAGAGCUUCAGCACGGGUACCUCGUUAACAAAGCACAAGCGUUUUUGUGACCCCACCAACGUGCCGCUGCCACCCCAGCCCGUAUCAGCCGGAUCCGGUGUGAAUUUGCCACCACAUUUGCCGUCGCACCAACAGCAAGUCAUGCAGUCUCGCGUCUUACAAUCGAUGAACGCAGCCGUCGCAGCCGCCACUGGUAAUACCAAUGGUACAGGCGCUGGCUUACCAGGUACUGGCAUGUCGCCAGCCGACCAUCCGUUCGUGCUGUUUCCACCGUUCUUUCCAAAUUUUCCUGCUGCAGCCGCUGCCUACGGAUUGCCGGGCAUAUUUCCGCCGAGCUCAGCGCAGGCGUCCAAUUUCCCAUUCUUGUUUCCAAAGACUAAUUUGGAUAUGUGUAUGCCGGGUAUGCCGACGUCAAGCGGUCACAAUACAUUCAGCAGUUUGCCGUCUAUUAAAACUAGACGGCUUCAUAAUUUGACCUCUGGCGAGAGUAUGCGCUCAGGAGAUGUAUCACCGCCGUCGAGUGAGCACAGUCUGAAGCAAUCGAAUAGUAAUGCUAAUGCCACACUAAGUCUAGCCACGGAUACUGAUGAAGAUGGAAAAGUGGCCACUCCACUUGCCUUGACGUUAGCUUCUAAUUCACCAAAUUUUAAUAUCAAUCAAAACAGUUUCUCCACACACAAUCCAAGUGAUGAGGAUACCAGCUCGUCUGUAGAACUAAAGAUUACACAAAAUGAUGACGUCGACGUACAGGAGCAAGAAGAAGUUGAGGAGGCGGCAGAUAUGUCAAAGUUUGAGACCAGCACCAACAAGCUUAUGGAAGAUGACAAGAAAUCGAUUGAUAUAAUGAGCACUCCACCUCCGGCGGACCCCUCGGAUGAAGAAAAUAGCAAAACCACAAAUAGCGCCGCAGCUGCGGAACUGCCACUAGAUUUGAGUAUAGGCCGCAAGCGUGUACGCACCGCAAGCUCCAGUUCAACUGCCGACACGCAAUCGGUGCACAGCGAUCGCUCCACCAACCAGGCUACGCAAGGCGAGCACAAGUCUGAUUGUGAACAGCAACCGGAGUCUAACCUAAUACGCGUGCAUCACCAUAAAUUACUCAAGCGAUCAAGCCAAAAAAUAUCAACACGUCGCUGCGAGAAGCUCAAUCGUACACCCUCGAUUACCGCUUCGCCUGGACCGACACCAUCACCUUCGCCACCCAGCAAAGAGCAAGUCAAUUUAUUGUCAAACGAUUUGAAUUCUUCAGCGUCGGCGGCGGACUUUGAUUGCCUUCAACCGUUAGAACGAAAUCCGCUAUUCUUGGAAGAGAUCUAUCAUCGUUCGCGCACACUAAAUGACAUCUUUCCACGCCCGUUUCCUUUUUUAGGGCCAAUGGGCGGACGGCCAGCCUUUGAUAGAGCAUUACAAUGCUCUGAUAUGCCGUUUCCGCCCGAACCGGUUUUUCGCAAAAAUCUACUACCUGCCGGUCUCAUCGGCAGCAUGUUGGCCACGGCCUCCGGCAAAAUCAAGGAUCGCUACACAUGCAAGUACUGUGGCAAGGUAUUUCCGCGUUCAGCCAAUUUGACACGUCACGUGCGCACACAUACCGGAGAACAACCCUACACGUGUAAGUACUGCGAUCGUGCUUUCAGCAUUUCGUCGAACCUUCAGCGUCAUGUGCGCAAUAUACACAAUAAGGAGCGUCCGUUCCGCUGUCAUCUGUGCGAUCGCUGUUUUGGCCAGCAAACGAAUCUCGACAGACAUCUGAAGAAACACGAAGCCGACACGAACGGUUUGGGUGUUGGUUUCGGCGACUCGCCAUCCUCCAAUGAGGCAGAUCGGGAGGACAACUAUCUCGAUGAGAUACGCUCCUUCAUGGGCCAAGGCACAUACAGCGAAGAACAGUAUACACCAACAAGUAUUGGUGGGGCCGAAAACGAUACCGACUAUGCGGGCAGCGAUGCAGACGUGGAGUUAUCCGUCUCGCGUUCAUCGUCAGUCGAUGCGUUGGCUAUUAGUAGUGGUGAGGAUGCAGUGCUCGUAAAACAAGAGCCGUCGGCAGAUGCGACGAAAACCAGCGACGAGGUGGAUGUAAGCUCAUAAGCGAGAGCAAAGAGACAAACGGCAGUAUUGCUUAGAAGGUGUUAAGUGUUUUGAGUUGAAAAUUACAUAACUAACGGUCAUCGUGGAUGUGUAGGUGAAACGAGCAUAUUUCGUAGCGCAGCUUCAUGCUGAGUUCUGUAACAUUUAGCAAUUGCGUCAAUAGUGAUAAAACAGUGCGCAUAUACUCGUGACUUACUAUCAAACAGAUGUGGUGAAAAUAUAAGCAUAAUGAAAAUUAAGUGUAUAAAUAAUAAUUGUUGGACAUAAACAUACAGUUUCACAUGCGUACAUACACAUAUGGUAUUUGUGUAUAUAUAGGUGUGUGUAUGUAGUAUUUAGGUGAGCGCAUUAUAUGCUAAGUAUCUAAACUACAGUUGUUUUUGUAAUAAGUUUUGUUAAAUUAACUAUAAUGUAAUAUUAAACCUAAAUGAAUUCUUGAUUAGUUAGCUAGCAAAAGUCAGGAAAGUUGAAAAUAAUUUUUUGCUACCAAAAAGUGUGAAUUGGGCCUCAACAGUCCACCAAUUUGCACUCAGCAGCACUUGAAAGCGUCAAUAGAGUAUUUGUUUAGUUGUAAGUGCCACAAUUAAAUAUUAAAAUUUAAAUAAAUAAGCAAAAAUGCGAAAAUAAAUGCAUAUACCUAUAUUAAGUAAUUAGUAAGCUAAGUACUAAAAGUCACUUGUAAAUAAAUCUAAUAAUAAUAAAUGAUGAAAGAGGUAGUUAUAUGUUUUGAGACAACACGCGCACAUAAUACAAUUAUAAAUUAAAUAAACAGAAUAUGAGGGGAAAUACGUAUGUAAAUGUUUAAGUAAAUAAAUUAAAUUUGAUUUUUGUAAUUUGUAAGAGUAAACAAGUCGUUUAAUAAAUAAAUAAAAGAUUUAAAAAAA